Messenger RNA from Podarcis raffonei (Aeolian wall lizard), 1097 nucleotides. It is a transcript of the gene MYDGF, whose product is annotated as myeloid derived growth factor. The transcript has 6 exons. The coding region runs from base 28 to 555 and encodes 175 amino acids. NCBI's taxonomy places the organism in Eukaryota, Metazoa, Chordata, Lepidosauria, Squamata, Lacertidae. The record is from RefSeq and is a predicted model, not a curated record. Gene Ontology annotation, biological process: positive regulation of endothelial cell proliferation; positive regulation of angiogenesis.
GUAUCCGGGUUUUUCCCCCCUCCAAAGAUGGCGGCGCCCAGGUCGGUCAGAGCUCGGCGGCUUUGGAACGGUCUGGCGACGGCCGCCGCCUUCCUCGUCAUCCUCCCUCUUCUUCCCGCGGCGGAGGCCGGGGCCGAGGGGGACCAAAGCACGGCCGAGUUCGACGUGAGGCCCGGCGGAGCGGCCCACUCGUUCUCGAAGAGCCUGGGAGACUACACCUGCACCUUCACCUAUGCUGCUCAAGGUGGGACCAACGAAAAAUGGCAAAUGAGCCUUGGGGUCAGUGAAGAUAACCUGCUGUUUUCCUGUUCCAUCUGGAGGCCCCAAGGGAAGUCUUACCUCUUCUUCACCCAGUUUAAAGGCGAGGUCAAAGGAGCGAAGAUCGAGUAUGGCAUGGCCUACUCCACGGCUGCGGUUGGAGGGCAGAGUGACGUUCCCUUAAAGGAGGAGGAAUUCCAGGUGACCGAAACAGCAGUGUUUCACAAGGAAGGCAAAUUCCGCUCAGAACUGUCCAAGCUGCUGAUCGUCGCCAAAACGGCCCACGACGAGCUGUGAAUCGCCGAGUUCCCUUGCCUGUUAGAAGGUGCUCUGCUUUGCCGGGGACACUGCAAGCGGAUCUUCUGGCUGACUCUUGCAGAGGUGGGGACCUCUCUCCUGUGCUACCCUGGAGUAGGAAUUGGGGAAGCAUUUGCAAAACUGCACAGUGCUUCGGCACCACAAACCCUGAAAGCUCCUCUUGAGAUGUUUCUGGUGUUCUGCUUUGGAAUACGAAUUGUCACCGGCGGUGCAGGGAAUAAAUGUGGGGCGCCGUUUAUCAUCCUAGCAAUCUUCGUUUCCAGUCUGAUGGUGCAGCACCCAAUCUGGGAGAGACCAGCGGCAGCUGUCACAGAGAGACUGCGUCUGAAAACCGUCGCAGAAGUUUCGAUUCCUCUGAUCAUUUUUCAUCCAAAAAGGACCAAAUAAAUACACCGGCGCAUUCCCUCCCCACCUUGUCUUCCCCCUCCGUAAGCCAGCUUAAUAACCACAACGGAAUCCCACCUUCUCUCUUCCUUGGUGAAAAAGGGCAAUAGUUCGAAUAAAUCAGAAUAUAUAUAUCU